Eupeodes corollae is the source of this 4401-nucleotide messenger RNA. RefSeq lists its product as uncharacterized. The transcript has a single exon. NCBI's taxonomy places the organism in Eukaryota, Metazoa, Arthropoda, Insecta, Diptera, Syrphidae. The coding region runs from base 66 to 4367 and encodes 1433 amino acids. The record is from RefSeq and is a predicted model, not a curated record.
UUCAAUAUCGGAAAAUAUUAAAAAUCAGUGAAAUUUGUGUUAUUUAAAAAUCAUUGUGUUUUAAAAUGGCAGCAUCUUCGAUUGUAAUUAAUACUAAUUCGUUUUGUGAAGAAGAUCUCACGACAUUCCUUGAAUGUUCGGAAAGAAUUCAGAAGUGUGAAGAACGUCAAAGAGGCGAUUGGCUAAAAAAAGCCAUUUUGACCAAUCAAGAGAUAUUUGAAACCAGCUCUGUCAGUGCAGUUACCGAUGAUGAUUUGAUUAAGCGAAACGAAGGCGAACAAUCAUUUAUUUCACGAUCGGCUAGUAUGGAAGAUCUUCUUAAGUAUUUUGAAGAAGACGUUCAGGUCGAUAGUGACCAAGAUGCAAAGAAGUUGGAGAGAAAUAUCGAAGUUGUGAAACCAGUAGUACUUUCACCAAAUACUGGAGCUAUUAAGAAAACCAAAAUCCAGUCCAAGGCUCCUUCGAAUGAUCAUGUUAUAUUAUCCAACAUCAAACCAAGUGAACUUAAGGAAAUUCGUUGGCAAUCAAGUGCUCCAAGUGGUAGCUAUUCGAAGACCCACCAUACAGGACAGCUCGAUCCAAUGAGGAAGUUCGUGAAGUUAAGUGAUCUAGAUUUGAUCGAUCAAAAUUCGAGCAAAGGAAAUCCUCCAAAGCGUUUUUCAUCAUCUAAUAACGACGAUCUUAUAACCGAAAUCAUCAUCAAGCCAUCCGACAGUCCGAAGCAAAACGAUCUUAAAGAGUAUGGUUUCAAAUCUGAAAAUCUUAGAUCAAUACUUAAUGGAAGAUCAUCUCGAGCAAAUCAUGAACACCUCAAGCCGAGUGAUCUCAAUCUUACUAUGAAAGAAUGGGAAGAAAGAUAUUUCAAGAUCAUUCGAAAAGAUCUCAAGCCACAAGAUCUUAAUCUAACCCAAAAGGAAUGGGAUGAAAGAUAUUACCAAAUAAUUCGCAACGACCUUAAACCUGUUGAACCGAUUCCAUCUGUAAGAAGUGUCAAGUCACCACAACAAAAACCCAUGAAGCUCGAUGAUAAACCAAGUAAAUGGGAAAAGGCUCUUAGGCCUCCCAAAAAGAAUGUUAAGUCAAAGGUGCAAAAGAUAGCUGAGAUGUUCAAUGGAAUGAUCACUCAAGUGAUGAAGAAUGACCAACCGGUAAGUAACUAUGAACGUUUUACAAAUGAGUUAUCUCCAGAACCGGUCGCAAAGCCACCUCAGCCAAAAAUCCGUACCAAGUUGCAGCAAGUUCAUCGCCAUACGGCUACCCCAAAAAGCAGUCCAAAACCAACUCCGAGAUCAAGCCCAAAACUCAGCAAACGUCCAAUUACUCCAACUGGUUGCUUGAUUCCUGAAGAGGUUUUUAAUAAGCUGUCAGUAAAGGAUAAAGCUUUGCUCUUUAAUAAGUUCAUGCGAGAAAUGUCCAGACAGAAUCCAGACUUCACCGUCGACCCUGAAGAAUUUAAAUCAGCUUUAGAGAAGAAAAAGAACUCAGAAAUAACUGAGCCCAUGGUUCUCACUGAGAAGCAAGAAUCAGUGAUGAAUCUUGCCAGAGAGCUCGAAGCUAAGAUCAUGUUUCCUAAGCAAACUAUUUCUCCAGCUGCUUUGGUUAAAACUCCAUCAAAGAAGGGACCAGCACCUCAGCCUCCUGUGCAUGAGAACAUCGAAAGAGACGAGAUAACAGGUGACGAUGAUUCUGUUCAUGUUAGUAAACUCACUGUGGUUCUUAAGCCUUCGCCGAACAAACCAGUCACAGCAUUUAAUUGUCCAGUACUAAGAAGAAAAAUAACAACCCCAACUGUAGUGGUCUGUCCAUCGAUGAAGCGCACCAAUCAUCAAAUUUCCUCUUCAGUUCCAAUUGAAAUUUAUGCACCACCAAGAAAGAUCCGUCGAACCCGACCAGAACGGAGCAAUUCGAAGAAGUUCACCCAAAAUCCGAAUCUUGAGCAACUUUUCUAUGGCUGGAUGAAGGAUCGCCAUGGUCUGAGCUUUGAUAUACAGACUCAAGAUGAAAAUACUUCACAAGAAGAUAAAAGCCAGGAAGGAAAUGCACCCGCAGUUGUGAAUGAUGUGGAGCCCGAAGACAAUGAUAAGACUAUUGAAACAGACACAACGCUUAAAAAUGAUGAACUAGAAGUGGAAGUGGAGCCGACCAAAAAAGAAGAAGCCCCUAUGCAGCCAACGAACAAAACCUCCAAGAAUGAUCCCUCUGAAAGUGACAGUAGCUUGAUAACCAUGCCCAGUUCUAAAGUCAACACUGAUGAAUCUCAAACAGACCAAGCUAAAGAAUCACCUGAUGCUGAUUUUGACUUUGUCAAGCCUGUUCGCCCACCACGCAAGAAGAAGGUCAGGCGUGCAACCCUCACAUGGAAGAAAGAUGCUUCCAUCGUUGAAAAACUUCCACUAUCUACAACUGAUUCCGAUUCUGAUUUCAAACAACUUGGUCCCCAACUACAACAAAAGCCCAAGAAGCCAACAACUUUGGUCACUAAUGAUGUAUCUUCUAAGGGCAAAAAGCUUAUUUUCAAAGACUCUCCCUCGCCAACAACUCAAAAUAGCUUCGAAGUCGAUGAUGCCUUCUUGGACUUUAUGAAUUCUCCCACAAAGAUUCGAAAUGCUUAUACUCUAACUGUGAUGUCUUCACCAUCACAAAAGGCAGACAGUGUCUUAAGUAACACAAGUGAGGCGCCAGCUAAGCCCCCUCGAAAGGGUAAAGCAUCCAUCACCCAGCUUCCAUAUAACAUCGAUGAGUCCAAAUUUGAAAACGAAGACCAAGGCUUCGAAACUGGAUCGACCGGUUAUAGUCCUGCUCGAAUCGUACAUAAGACAUCUGCAACAUUCUCGGUGAGUCCUGCUCCAGAAAAGUCUCCACUUUUUAUCAAACUAAAUUCCGAGAUGGAAAGGAGAAUGUCUGGAGCUAAUCAGACACCAUCGGCGUACUCGACUCCUGUGAAAAACAACUCAAAUAUCAGUGAAAGCAAACUCAAUCCAACAAAGAAACAAUCUUGGCACACCGUCUUUAGUCCAAUCCAAACAAGUGGCAGUCGUCGCAGGUCUUUGGCAGAUUCUGAAAGCCGACGCAGUUCCAUUGUGAUGGAUGUAAUCCGUGAAGAACAACACCAACAAUCGAAGAAACCUGAAUCACCAACUGUUAAUGACGACGUCUUCUUUUCAACACCAUCAACUGAUAUUUGUCGUGACCGGAAGUCUUCAUUUUGGAUAUCAAUCGAUGAUCUCACUCUUUCUAUGGACAUCUUUGGAAACCCUAAAGAUCGCUUGAGUCUCCUCUCCGAUAUCUUCGGCCAGAAAAGUGGAGAGUCCAAAAAUGUACACUUUGGAAUCGAUGACUUAAAAUAUUCCCCUAAAGAGGGAGCUGUCUCCGAAGAGAUCACCAAAAACUUACCAAAGGUCGAGGGUAUUUCUUACUAUUGGUUUGCCAGUGGAGACUUGGCAGUUCCAUUCCAGGGCAACUUCAUAGCUCCAGAGAGAGUUAAGGAAAUCUUCAACUUUAUUUGUAAUUCAAGUUCCUCAAGCGAACAACAUUCAUUUGGAGUUGAUGACAUUGAAUUCUCCAAAAUACCCGAGCCAGCAAGCCCCUGUCCGAAAUUUUCCAUCGAAAGCAGUUACAGUAUGCUGAUCGGCUUAAAUGGCAAAAGUAAUGAGCAGCGUAACAAAUUCACCUGGCCUGCAAGUUCCCGAAAUUCGACUCCAUUCAAAACAAGCGACUUUGACCCCUCGGAAUUUGACUCCGACAGUUUCGAAGUCAGUGAAAUUGGACGACUAUCUUUCAGCCCCUAUGGAAGCAACUACUUUGAUAUGGCAUCGAUGCAAAGUGGCGAUAGAACUUCAAUUGCUUCCUACGCUUCGAUGGGAAGCCCUGAAAUGUUCACAUCUGAAUACGAAAAUGAACCUCUCGACAAGAUGUUCGGCACUAAGAAAACCAAUCCAACAGCAUCAUCACCCACAACCAGUGAAACCUUCGUUCUAGGAAAGAAUACCGACAAAUCCAUCAAAAUGCCAAAACUCCUGCCACCAACUGAUUCAAUGACAGUUGACAAAAUGAUUGAAACCAUCCGCAAACAACAGCACAAACUUCAGAAUCUCGAAACUGACAUGAAGACCUACACAAAUCCCGCUGGAUUUACUAGCAGUGUGUUAGAUAAAUACCAUGGCAGGCCUUAUGUGAGGAAACUUCACAAUAUUGUCAGAUCAAUUCAAAUCAUCGCCAAGACUGGCUUCGAAAACUGUACCGCCCAGCAAUUGGAAAGCUUCUUGUAUUUCCUAUCAUUGUAUGCCGAAACUUGUCUAUCAUCAUGUAGCAAUCAAAUGAAUGUCAUUCUGGAACAACUGAGAAAAGACAAAAGUGUACAGGUUUAAGAGAUUGCAGAGUAAAGGGUUGAAAUUUAAAGCU